UUGGUUCCUGUCUGCAAACACGUCACAAUCAUGAUUAGAAUUGAUGAUCGGACGUUCUGAUUUCAUUGUCUAGCAACGGGGACUGGUGAAGAAAUCUGCUGAAUUUGAACGUUCGCCUGAUUUUGACAUCAACACUGCCAAGUAACCCGAUGGUGUGUGAGGCACAACAUGAAAGGAUGAGUUCAGCCAAAGGUGUGCUAAUCUAGACACAUGGAGGUUUUGCUGUGAUCUGCAUAGCAACCCCCUUCCCCUCCUGUAGCAGAAUGGAUGCAUGGCCACAAAGGCGGGGCCUACAGACUAUGAACCUGCGGUCCGUGUUUACAACUGAACAGCAAAGGAUCCUGGAACGUUACUAUGACAAUGGGAUGACCAAUCAGAGCAAGGCUUGCUUCCAGCUAAUACUGCAGUGUGCCCAGGAGGCCAAACUGGACUUCAGUGUGGUUCGGACAUGGGUGGGCAACAAAAGACGAAAGCUUGCCUCCAAGGUCGAACAGAACGGGGGCAUGUCUCAUUCCUUAUCCAGUCAUGGACUCGCUGGGAGUCUACUCUCCAAUCACACAAUAGCCAGUGGUGCUCUGUCCAAUCAUAGCCUGGCUGCCAGGGCUCUGCUUCCAGCUGAAAUGGUCGUAGCGAGGAGCACCAUCCAGAAUCGUAUGCACCUUCUCCCUCCAUCCUCAUCCUUCCCUUCUUUCUCUUCAUCAUCUUCCUCUCCUUCCUCCUCUUCUUCCCUCGGCAGUGGGAGCAACAACAACAACAACAAUAAUGAUGUCAUACUGACGGGGAUCUACUCUCUCAAUUCCAUUCCCCGAUCUAGACCAAGACCAACAGCCCCCCCAUCACAUUCAGACUCUGAGCUUUCUGCACAUACGUCGUCUUCUUUGGUUAAUCAGGCCCCGCAGAGCAGGAGUAGCUCCACUUCUACAACUCAGACCUCCAAGUUAGUCUCACUGUCUCAGAACCUCACCUCCCUCACAUCUGCCUCAGGGCCUUUAGUCUACACUGCAGUCAGGAAGGGGUCUUUAUCCCUUGGGGAGGCAGGAGUCGUUGCAGGAGCUGGGGUUGUACCUCACAGCUGGACAAGGCAGUAUGGUACAGCACCAACUCGCCCUUGGUCUUCUUCCUCACAGUCCCAGUCUCAGCUUCAACCCAGACCUCACUCCAACCCACAACCUCAAACACCUGCCCCUCAGAAACCCAGAGUUUCCCUCCCGGUACCGAACUCUAGCUCCACCCCUGACCCCUCACCCCGCAUCCAGCAGGUCUUCACCUUGUCAGAAAGAGGGGAGGUGGACUUACGUAAGCAAAGUCAGACAUCUACACAGAAAGGCCAAGAGUGUCAGAGGCCAAUGCCCAUUCGUCUUGACCACAGUCAUAACUUCUCUAUCGCCAUGGAAACUGGAGAUGAAGAAGAUGAGUGGCAGAGAGAAGAGGAGUUGGCAAAUAUGGCCGCUCGGACACACAUUCACAGGGAGCAGACAUCAGCCAGUCCAACCAGGGCAGAGGUGUCAGUGGGAAGAGGAGGACAUACACCCCCGGUGGUCGGUCCCAGACCCGCACAGCUUCAAAGCAACACAACUCUUCAGGGCAGCUACUCCCUCACAGCACAGACCUCACUUUCAGGGGAACCCAGCUCACAGUCUUCAGUUGGUGUGUCCGCUGCCCCCUGGGUUAUCAGCAACUCCAGAAAGAGAACAAGGUUUGUGUUUCAGCUGCAGGAUCGGACCCAGUUCAGUGAUGGGGACCUCAUUCAACUGAAGCGCUACUGGGACCGAGGCAUGACCAGCCUUGGCUCAGUCUGCAGGGAAAAGAUCACUGCUGCAGCCAACCAGCUCAAUGUAGACACUGAAAUAGUCAAGACAUGGAUCAGUAACAGACGGAGGAAGUACCGUUUGAUGGGUAUUGAAAUCCCACCACCCAAAGGUGGGCCUGCUGUAUUCAACUCAUCCCCAGGAAAUGAAUCUCCAGUAGCCCUCAGCCCUGACGAGGAGCAGCUUAGAACGCCUGAACUUGGAGAAGACUUGAAUGAUGGGGGAUCUGUCUGUCUGUCUGAAGAUGGCACCAUUGACUCACAACAUCAAGACGGAGACGAUGGAAUAGAUCUGUCCACUGCUGCUCCUCUCACCAACAAUGUGAAGAUUGAAGUAAUUGAUGAGGAUGAAGAGGAUGACGAUCAUGAUGGUGAAUUAGUGGCUUCUGACCUUGAGCAAAUGCAGAACCUCCUGGAAUUUAAGCAAGAAGAGGUCCAGUUCUUAGAGAAUGAGCUAGAGAACCAAAAACAGAGAUACCUGGAGCUUGCAAACUUCACAAAGAGCCUGCUCAGCGCUGUGAGAAAUAAUGACCUGGAGAGACAGAAGGAACUCAUGGCAAGUCUACCUCAGCCUUCAGACCAGGACUGGGACAUGACUAUGGAGGAGGGAAUCCAGUCUGUUUCUGUAUCAGCAGACGCUUCACCAGACCACAACGGCUCCCUGUCAGCUGGUGCAAACAACACGGAACCUACACUAGCCCCAUCUUACGAAAAAGUCCCUCUAGUCGCUACAAGUGAAGACCAGGCAUCUACAGAAGAUACUGAGCCCUCUGCAUCAGAGGAGCAGCUACAGGAAGUGCUUUCAGAAAAGUGACUAUCGCCCAUAUAUCAGCUCACAUGGACUCAUGCAGAUAUUUCCACACUCCACACAGAAGCUGGUUUCACAAAAGACUGUUUAGUCUUGCAUCAUUUACACAAACACUCUGUUACACACAUGCUCUGCGCCCAGUGCCUGUGGAUUGAUGCUUCAGUAUGACUGUUGGGCUAACAAAUGCCUUUUUUACUGCAUAUCAUUCGCCUUGUUCUGGACAAGUCCAGAGAGAACAAUAAAUGACCUCUAACUUA
Messenger RNA from Cheilinus undulatus (humphead wrasse), 2872 nucleotides. It is a transcript of the gene hdx, whose product is annotated as highly divergent homeobox. The coding region runs from base 264 to 2621 and encodes 785 amino acids. Gene Ontology annotation, biological process: regulation of transcription by RNA polymerase II. Lineage: Eukaryota; Metazoa; Chordata; Actinopteri; Labriformes; Labridae. The record is from RefSeq and is a predicted model, not a curated record. The transcript is spliced from 11 exons. Gene Ontology annotation, molecular function: RNA polymerase II cis-regulatory region sequence-specific DNA binding; DNA-binding transcription factor activity, RNA polymerase II-specific.